This is a messenger RNA of Dunckerocampus dactyliophorus (ringed pipefish), 1649 nucleotides long. Its product is annotated as high choriolytic enzyme 1-like. Gene Ontology annotation, molecular function: metalloendopeptidase activity; zinc ion binding. Bases 354 to 881 code for a protein of 175 amino acids. Gene Ontology annotation, biological process: proteolysis. The record is from RefSeq and is a predicted model, not a curated record. The transcript has 8 exons. NCBI's taxonomy places the organism in Eukaryota, Metazoa, Chordata, Actinopteri, Syngnathiformes, Syngnathidae.
GAAACACUUCUCGGAACAGCUUUUACAUUCGUGGUGAACUUCUUUUAUUAAUUCGGAUUGGACACAAAUUUUGCCUUAAGAUGCCUACAUGUGCAGCUAUUAACUGCACAAAUCGCCAGUUCAAAGGCUGUGGACGAACAUUUCACCUAGAUUUGUGUUCAUCCCAAAGUGGAGACCUAGAGGCUUCAGAGUGGGUGAGGAGCCAUGACAUGGAAUGGUAAUGGAUGCAAGGUGUUGGUCUUGCCUCGGUGCACGUGGUGGAAGACAGACCGUGUCUCUACAGAGCCCUGACUGCUUAAAGGUUGGAGUUAUUUCCCACGAAUUCAUGCACGCGGGACAACUAAGUCACCAUCAUGUGGCCAAACAUUUGGAGAGAUGACAUGGACCAAAUCACCAUCGAAACAGGGAUGCAGGACAUAUCCUCGGGAACGUGCGUUCAAUUUGUUCCUCACUCCCAUGAGGCCAACUUCCUUGAUGUUGAGCCUAGAAACAGCUGCUGGUCAUUCCUGGGGCAGCCCGGAGGAAGCCAGACCAUCUCCUCGCAGGGCCCCGGGUGCAUGUGGUCAGGAGUGGCUGUGCAUGAGUUCAUGCACACGCUCGGCUUUGUGCACGAACGGUCUCGCUCAGAUAGAGAUCGCUAUGUUACGAUUGUAUGGGACAACAUCAUGCAAGAACAUAUCCACAACUUCAGGAAACACGCCACAAGCAACCUGAACAGCCCAUAUGAUUACGACUCUGUCAUGCACUAUGGGAGUUUAAUACAGGCAUUGCCUUCUCUGAAGCUACCCAAACCAGAUCCUUACAUCUCUAGUGGGCAACGAGAUGGACCCAGCGAUCUUGAUCUUCAUAAGAUAAAUGUGCUCCAUAACUGUGGUAGGUGAACCGAAACAGUGGAGCAAGUUUGAAAUGAUGGCAUUUGGGUCUAAUGAGUAUGUAGAUCCAGUUUGAUUGUGUUGACCUUCCCGGAUGGCCAAAGUGAAUGAAUAACAAACAAGUCAACAAUUCAGUCUCAUUUGCUCACAUGCUCCUCUUCGCCCUCAGCUGCUGUUUGCAUGUUUUGUUUCUUUCAAGCUAGGCGCGAUAAGCAAGCAUACCGAAUGCUGUACAAUGCUUUCUUUUAUGUGCAACUCAUAAUAUCCAUGUGACAGCUGUGGUCUUGUGUGUAGACUUACUGACUGUACAGAUGACAAAUGUGUGAUUGUGCACACAACCACUGGACGCCAUUGUCCAUUAUUUAAAUUUUAGCGAGGGGUCGUUGGUGAGCGAUCUGGUGCAUUGAGCCGGCUCGUUUUUUUGUUGUCUAGUUUUCUAUUAAAGCUGCAUUCUAUUAAAGCUGCACACAUUUUGACCAAUCAAUGUGUGGUGCCGUAUACUGUACCUCGGAACUGCAGAAGGGUGAGAGGCGGGUCACACACACAUCACAGCCGUGAGCACACAAACAGGAGGGAGGGAGAGAACGUUGCUACAGAAUUUGAGACUACAUGCUGGAAAGGUGAGAAUAAAGAGCAUCUGAGGCACUUUGUGUUUCUGAAUGCCAAUCUUCACUGAAGACUAGUAUAAACUUACCUGGAUGCUGCUUCGUCCUUUACUUUUGCACAUUUUAAUUGAUAUGUUUUUGUGUCAUUUUUAGUUGAUGUGUUGUUCUUUCA